AUGCGCGUCGACGCGGCGCGCGCGCGCGCGGCGACGCGCGCGGACGCGAUGGCGUCGAGGUGCCGACUCGGACGACGCCCGGAGGGUUCGCGCGGUGCGACGACGCGCGCGCGGCGCGCGCGGCGCGCGAGAUGGGUCGAGUGCGCGGUGACGGACCCGCCGGUGACGCGCGAGGCGGUCAGGACGUCGGACGUGGAGCUGUUCGAGGGGAAGAAGCGAUUGCAGACGCAGGCGACGGCGCUCGGCGAGGGCACCACGCUGAUACGGUCGCUCGAUUGGGAUCGCGAUCGGUUCGACAUCGAGUUUGGGUUGGAAAAAGGGACGACGUAUAACUCGUACAUCAUUCGCGGCGCGCCCGGGACGGCGGCGCUGAUCGACGCGAGUCACGAAAAGUUUCGGGAGUUGUACAUGAAGACGCUGACUGGAGAAAUCGACCCGCUGGAGAUCAAGUACGUGGUGUGCUCGCACACCGAACCCGAUCACUCGGGAUUGAUCGGAGACGUGCUGAAGAUUGCGCCGAAUGCGACGGUGCUCGGGAGUAAGGUGUGCUUGGCGUUCUUGGAGAAUUUGAUUCACGAGCCGUUCGAGUCGAGGGUGGUCAAGGGGGGCGACGUCGUGGAUUUGGGCGACGGACACGAGCUGAAGUUUAUCAUGGCGCCCAACUUGCAUUGGCCGGAUACGAUGUUCACAUACGAUCCGAAGUCACGAUUGAUGUACACGUGCGACGCGUUCGGGUCGCAUUAUUGCAGUGAGGACCCGUUCGACGGGGACUUGAGCGCGUUGAUGCCGCACUAUCGUUUCUACUACGAGUGUUUGAUGAAACCGAACGCUCGAUCGGUGCUCACGGCGCUUCGCAAGUGCGAGUCCGAAGGCGCAGAUUUUGUGGGCAUUUGUAACGGCCACGGACCGUUGCUGCGGUACAACGUGGACGAACUCGUGGGGGAUUACAAGAAAUGGAGCGAGAGCGCGUUGGCCAAGGCCAAGGCAAACGUGGCGGUAUUUUACACCGCCGAGUACGGUUUCAGCGAUCGACUUUCGCAGUCCAUCGCGCGCGGGUUGACGAAGACCGAAACAGAGGUUGUCAUGAUGGAUUUAUUGUCCGCAGAUUCUCAAGAACUCGUCGAAACGACGAAGCACGCGGCUGGCAUCGUCUUGCUUUCGCCGCCGCGCGCCGGUCCAGCCAACGAGCAGCUCGCCAACAUCAUCGGCGCCGUGGACGCCAAGCAAAAGUUCUUCAUCGCGGAAUCGUAUGGUGGUGAAGACGAGCCCGUGGACUUGUUGGCGAAGAAACUCGCCGAGCUCGGCGUUACCGAGGCUUUUUCGCCCCUCAAGGUGACGAGCGACCCGACCGAGGGCACGUAUCAAUUGUUCGAAGAGGCUGGCACCGAUUUGGGUCAACUUUUGACGAAGAAGAAGACACUGGCGGACAUGAAGAGCGCCAUGUCACCUGACGUCGCCAAGGCGCUCGGUCGUGUCAGUGGAGGCUUGUACGUCGUCACCGCCGCGCAGGGCACCGCGCGUUCGGCGAUGAUCGCGUCUUGGGUCGCCCAAGCCUCGUUCGAACCUCUCGGUUUUACCGUCGCGGUGGCGAAAGAUCGCGCCAUUGAAUCACUGAUGCAAGUCAACGACACGUUUGUCCUGAAUUGCCUUCCCGAGAACGGCUUCGAACCGUUAAUGAAGCACUUUCUGACGCGAUUCCCACCCGGCGCCGACCGCUUCGAGGGCGUGGAGUGGGCGCCUGCCAACUGCGGCGCGCCCAUCCUCGGCGACGCCGUGGCGUUCAUGGAGUGCCGAGUGGUGUCUCGAAUGGAAGCCAACGAUCACUGGAUCGUGUACAGCGAAGUUUUCAACGGUAAGGUGUUCAACCAAGACGUACGAACGGCGUCCCAUCAUCGCAAAGUCGGCUCUUACUACUGA
Ostreococcus lucimarinus CCE9901 is the source of this 1917-nucleotide messenger RNA. It is a transcript of the gene Dfa1, whose product is annotated as Diflavin flavoprotein A 1-like protein. The transcript has a single exon. Lineage: Eukaryota; Viridiplantae; Chlorophyta; Mamiellophyceae; Mamiellales; Bathycoccaceae. The record is from RefSeq and is a predicted model, not a curated record. Gene Ontology annotation, molecular function: FMN binding. The coding region runs from base 1 to 1917 and encodes 638 amino acids.